AACGCGUCCCUGGGCGCCCCCCACGCACCCAGCCCGGCCGAGCCGACCGCGCGCCACAGCCAUCCGGCCAUGGAGACGCUAGAGCCGCGGCGUCUGCAGCUUCUGCUGCCGCUGCUGCUGCUGCUGUGCGGUGGCUGUCCCCGAGUGGGGGGCUGCAACGAGACACGCAUGCUGGAGAAGCUGCCCCGGUGCGGGAAGGCUUUUGCCGACAUGAUGCGCACGGUGGAUGUCUGGAAGUGGUGCAACCUGUCGGAGUUCAUCGUGUACUACCAGAGCUUCACCAACUGCACGGAGGUGGAGACCAACGUGGUGGGCUGCUACUGGCCCAACCCGUUGGCUCAAGGCUUCAUCACCGGCGUCCACAGGCAGUUCUUCUCCAACUGCACCGUGGACAGGACGCACUGGGAGGACCCCCCGGACGCGGUGCUCAUCCCCCUCAUCGCCGUGCCGGUGCUGCUCACCGUCGCCAUGGCCGGCCUGGUGGUGUGGCGCAGCAAGCGCACGGGCCAGCUGCUGUGAGGCGGUGGAUGGGUGGGUGGGGGCGCCCCCAGAGGAGGGUCUGGGCUAGCUGCUGUGAGGGGGAGGGGGCCGGGGAGCCGGCGGAGGCUGCCCUGCCGCCCAGAUCCCGCCUGGCGGCUUGCCGGGCUCAGCCCGCUCACCCAGCUUCGUCCUCCUUCCGGGACGAGAGCGCACCGAGGCCCAGCCUGGCGCUGGAAUGAAUCACUGCUGCUGUGCCCGCCUCCCAGGAUGGGUUGGGGCCUCCAGGGUUUCCGGGCCUUCCUGGUCCCAGCCCUGGCCUCUGACCCGGACCCCAACCCCAGCCUGGCUCGGACUUCACCUCCCAACCCGACCCCAACUCCUGUCCUGACCCCACCUCCUCCCUGACCCCACCUCCUCCCUGACCCCACCACCUUCCAACCUGGCCCCACCCCUAUC
Messenger RNA from Hyaena hyaena (striped hyena), 936 nucleotides. It is a transcript of the gene RAMP3, whose product is annotated as receptor activity modifying protein 3. The transcript is spliced from 3 exons. Gene Ontology annotation, molecular function: coreceptor activity. Gene Ontology annotation, biological process: calcium ion transport; receptor internalization; cellular response to hormone stimulus. The coding region runs from base 70 to 519 and encodes 149 amino acids. Gene Ontology annotation, cellular component: cell surface; signaling receptor complex; membrane. The record is from RefSeq and is a predicted model, not a curated record. Lineage: Eukaryota; Metazoa; Chordata; Mammalia; Carnivora; Hyaenidae.